Molecule: messenger RNA, 13685 nt
Organism: Episyrphus balteatus (marmalade hoverfly)
Lineage: Eukaryota; Metazoa; Arthropoda; Insecta; Diptera; Syrphidae
Gene: Dhc93AB
Product: dynein beta chain, ciliary
Exons: 27
Coding region: 62-13588 (4508 amino acids)
Biological process (GO): microtubule-based movement
Cellular component (GO): dynein complex
Molecular function (GO): ATP hydrolysis activity; dynein light intermediate chain binding; ATP binding
Source: RefSeq, a predicted model, not a curated record
UAUCUUGAAUUUUCAAGGAAAUAUCAGUAAAAAACUGAAGAAAUAAUAAAACUUAUCCAAAAUGGAACCUUCGACAAGUGGCGAAGGAGCUACAGGACCAGGUCCUGAUGCUCGACUUGAAUUCAUGGGUUCUUACGUAAUCAAGUCUCUGAAACUGAAACCCGAAAAAUGGACAAGGGUCAUCACUGUGGAAGAACACAAGGGUGUUAUUAAAGAAUUUCUAGAUCGUCCAGUUCCAGUAGUCUUAGUUAUUAUUUUAACACAAGCUGCACAAUUAGUUCCAUCGACAACAUUUCCAUUAUCUCAGUUAAAAAGCAAAGGUGUCUACUUUAUUAAAAAACAACCAUUACCAGUGCCGAAGGAAGAUUGUGAGCAUUUCAUUAUUGUUGGUGACCUAGCCACACGGACAAUUGAUCAAUUGUCUGCAUUGGUUGAAGAAGUAUUGGUACCAUUAUUAUCGAAUGAAGACAAUUACAAGUCGUGGCCAGAUAUGGUUGCGCAAGAUGUUCAAAAACAUGUACACAGUUUGAAAAGUACUGUACAUCAAGUUAAAGGUCAGGUUAGUGGUGAAACUAUACUUGCAAUGCCAGUUGGUGUGGAGAAGAUCGUUAAGGCAGCUAAAGAAUUAAUGGAUACGCAAAAGUGUAGUUUUGACUUGUAUUUGAAAAGUGCUAUUGAAGGAGUUGUUAUUAAAUGGGCUACACAAAUUCAUGAUGUUAUUAAGGAGAGUCCGUCGAAUGCUUUUCUGAAUAAUCAAAAUCCAACACCACAUGCUGAAAUCGCUUUUUGGAAUAAUCGCUUGAAGAAUCUUUCGUUUAUAUUUGAACAACUUCGAAAUGAAAGAAUUCGUUCAAUGGCUCUUAUAUUGGAACAUUCACAAAGUGCAUAUUUUCCAUGUUUUCAAACACUAUUUAAAAAUGUCGUUACAGCUUUGGCUGAAGCAAAAGACAUCACUUUGUAUUUAACACCACUUAAAAAGCAACUUGUUCAAUUGGAAGAAAUUGACUUCGCAGAAGCAAAACCGUUACUUAUUCCGUUAAUGCACGUAGUUUGUAAUUUAUGGGGAAGAUCCAGAUACUAUUGUCAUUCUUCAAAAAUAACUGUUCUACUUAAACAAAUGUGCAAUCUUAUUAUAUAUCAAGCAAAACGUUUCUUAGAUCCUUCAUCAAUUUUCCACACUGAUAUUGAAGAAGCCAUGCAACGUUUAACACUAUCAAUUCAAAUUUUAAAAUUCUUUCGAGAACUAUUCGAUUAUUAUAGAGAAAAUUUGGCAAGUUAUUUCACCGAAGAAGAUCGUGCUCCGAUACUCUGGACAUUUCAUCCCAAUUCAGUAUUUAAACGAUUCAAUGCUUUUCUUGAACGUUUAACAACUAUUCAGUGGUACGUAGCAUUCAAUAAUUUUGAUUUGUAUAUUUUUGAAAAUCUUUUCUAUUUAAGGUUUUUCUUCACGGUUAUGGAAUUUCUAAAAUUAGAAAAAGUCGAAAUUGGUGGCUUAAGAGGUCGUCAACUCAGUGCACGUAUUGUAGCCGUCUAUGUAGAAUUCAAUCAAUACUUUACAGCAUUUGCUUCGAAAAGCUACGAUGUCCUUGAUCCUGAUGACCAUGAGUUCGAUGUGGAUUUUGAAAAUUUUCAAGCAAGAAUUUUGGAACUCGAUAUGAAACUAGCAGCUAUUUUAUGUCAGGCUUUUGAUGACUGCUAUAAUUUGGAAAGCAUUUUUAAACUUAUUAGCAUUGUUGGAAGUGUAUUGGAUCGUCCAAAAAUAAAAGAAGAAUUCACACAGAGAUAUGCUCAAAUUGUUCGUAUGCUCGAUGAAGAAUUGACAAUUUGUGAAGGAAUAUUUAGCAAUCAGAUGGUCCUGAAAGAACAAAAUAUAUUUCUCUAUCCGGACUAUAAUUUUCCACCAACUUCUGCAUUCAUUCGUUGGUGUGGUCAACUUGCAAAUAGAAUUACGCCACCUGUUAAUAGUUUUCAGGCAUUGCAGCAUCCAGUAACAACUACCGAAGAAGCUUUGGCUAUAAUCGAGCGAUAUCAGCAGCUCAUGGAGAAACUAGCAACAUGUAAAUCAUCUGUCUUUCAAGAAUGGAGUGAACAAAUACCAGAACAAAUUGAAAAGAAUUUAGAAAAUUCAUUAAUUGCUCGAAAUCCCACCAAUAACAUGCUUAUCCUAAAUUUCAGUCCAACUUUAUUCUCUAUCUUGCGAGAGGUGCAUUACCUUAAACAAAUGGAAAUUGAAGGAAUUCCAGAAGUUGCUACUGAAUUUGCUGAAAAGAAUGAAAUCUAUCGAACGUACACUUUGAAUUUGGAAAAAACUAUUGAUUGGUACAAUGCAAUUCAAUUGAAUAGUUCACCGGUAGAAUUGAUAUUGAUUCAGAAGGAAGUGGAACAAAUCGAUGCACUUGUCAUUACUGGAGUUGAGGAACUUGUAUGGAAUUCCGAAAAUAUAACAGAAUACCUUCAGAGACUUCGGGAGCCAGUUGCUGCAUUACAAAAUCGCAUGAAUCACACUCAAGGUAAUCUUACUCAGAUUCAUCACAUAAUGUCGGCUUGGGCUAAGGUGCCACUAUUUGAACGCAAGGACUCUAAAAAGGAUACAGUAUUGUGUUUGGAUGAACGAUCGGACCGAACAACAAAGCGUUAUGCAGAAAUCCGGGCAGCUUCCAAGCAAAUUCAUGAGCUGCUUGAGGAUAAUAUGAUCCAGUUUAAUAUGAAAGAUCGACAGGAUGAUCAAAUGUGGAUUGAUUAUGUGUCGUUUGUGGAUAACAUUGUUUAUGAGAACAUUUUGAAGACAGUAGGUGUAAGUGUUGGGUAUUUGGCAGAAAACAUUGACAUUGAAAAUGGCUACGCUCCAUUGUUUGAAUCGCGGCUUGAACUGGUCGAACCUGAUUUGAAGUUCGUUCCAUCGCUGGAACCCGAAGAUCCACAUGGUUUCAAUAGCAUGCUGAUUGAGCUUAUGCGAGAUAUCCUUAAGAUGGCGAAUCUUAUACAGCGGCUUAAAAAGAGCGAUAAGAAAACUUAUGGGGAGCUGGUGAGCCUGAACCAGGAUAUCAUAGACAUGCGCCGGGAGAUCUUAAACGGUGUUGACAAGGUUAUGGAGGAAGCUUCUGAGUUUUGUCAUCGUUUUGAAAGGUAUUCGUAUCUCUGGCUAGAAGAUCGAGAAGAAUGUAUGUCACUAUUCUUGGAAUAUGGACGAGUAUUGGAUCCCGAUGAGGUUGAUAUGAUCAUGGCCAAGGACCCAUCUGCACCGGAAGUUACGGCCCCAACUAUCGAAGCCUUUCGUGAGCAGAUUGAUAAUUACGAAUCACUUUUUACAGAAAUUGAAGCCAUCUCACCGUUCCAAGUGUUCAAUUCUUGGUUUCAGGUCGAUGUGAGACCAUUUAGACAAGCUCUGCUCAAUACUGUUUGUAAAUGGGGCAAUAUGUUCAAGGAGCAUCUUGUAGAUCGUGUAACAAAUAAUUUGAUGGAUUUGAGUAAUUUUAUUCGCAAAGCCGAUGAAGGACUUUUGCAAACUGUCAAAGAAGGAGAUUAUAAUGGAUUGGUUGGUAUAAUGGCAUACUUGAUGCAGGUAAAAGAACGAGCAGAAAAUACAGAUGAAAUGUUUGAACCUAUGCAAGAAACAAUUCAACUGCUGAAAUACUAUGAUAUGGAUAUUCCAGAAGAAGUUAAUGUUUUGCUACAAGAAUUACCUGAGCAAUGGGCAAAUACUAAAAAAAUUGCUAGUACAGUUAAACAACAAGUUGCACCACUUCAAGCUACAGAAGUUGUUUGUAUUCGCAAUAAAAUUGGUUCAUUUGAAACACAUAUUGCAUUCUUUCGAGAAGUUUUUAAGCAUUAUGAAUUCUUUAAAUUUGAUUGUCAUGAACCGUAUUUAUUGGCCGAUCGAGUUAAUGAUGAUAUGUUCAGGUUGGAAACUAUUAUGCGUGGGAUACAAGAGUCAGGGGGAUUGUUUGAGGUUAACAUACCAGAGUUUAAAGUGCUGAAGCAGUGUCGAAAGGAACUAAGGAUGUUGAAGCAACUUUGGGACUACGUAUACAUCGUUCAAACUUGCAUUGAAGAUUGGAAAACCACACCAUGGCGCAAGGUCGAUGUCGAGAAUAUGGAUAUUGAAUGUAAAAAAUUCGCAAAAGAUAUCCGUCUACUGGAUAAAGAAAUGCGCACCUGGGAUACCUUCCUCAAACUCGAAUCAUGCGUGAAAAAUAUGCUUACAUCGUUGCGAGCUGUUGGUGAACUUCAGAAUCCAGCGAUUCGUGAAAGGCAUUGGGAUCAGUUAAUGUCAUCAACAAAGAAUUUAGCAGCCUUACCGAAGGAUAUCACCGUUAAAUUCAUUAUGGACAAGGAAACAACUUUAGCCGAACUUUUAGGCUUGAACUUGCACGAAUGCGAAGAGGAAGUUAAGAAUAUCGUUGAUAAGGCUGUCAAGGAAAUGUCAAUGGAAAAGGUUUUACGUGAUUUGAACACAACAUGGUCAGCCAUGGAAUUCGACCAUGAACUUCAUCCACGAACUGGAUGUAAUCUGUUAAAAGCAUCCGAAGAGCUUAUUGAAACUUUAGAAGAUAAUCAAGUUUGCCUACAAAAUCUGAUCACUUCAAAGUAUAUUGCCCAUUUCUUGGAGGAAGUAUCAACUUGGCAGAAUAAGCUAAUGAUUGCUGAUCAAGUUAUCACUGUGUGGUUUGAGGUCCAACGAACAUGGACUCAUUUAGAAAGUAUAUUCAUGAGUUCUGAAGAUAUUCGUAAACAAUUGCCAGUCGAUUCGGAUCGUUUCGAUCGCAUAGAUUCUGAAUUUCGAAUUUUAAUGAGUGAAAUGUCGAUAACAUCGAAUGUGGUAAUUUCAACUAAUCGAACUGGUCUAAUUGAACGUUUGGAAACUCUGCAAAGGGAGCUUACACUUUGCGAAAAAGCUUUAGCGGAAUAUCUGGAAACAAAACGACUAGCGUUUCCAAGGUUUUAUUUUGUUUCUUCGGCAGAUCUUUUGGAUGUUUUAAGUAAUGGAAUCCAACCGGAUAUGGUAACCAAACAUCUAACAAAGCUUUUCGACUCUAUUGCAAAGCUUAGAUUCAAUAAGAACGAGUCAAAUGAGAGCGUUUCUGCGUCAGGAAUGAUAGCAAAAGAUGGUGAAUAUGUUGAAUUUAGUGAAAUAGCAAACGUCCGAGGUCCUGUCGAAGUCUGGUUAAAUCGUAUUCAAGACGCAAUGCGAGCAUCACUUCGUCACUAUAUAACCGAAUCAGUUGUAGCUUAUGAAGAAAAACAACGUGAACAAUGGCUUUUCGAUUAUCCAGCACAAGUUUCGCUAUGUGUGUCACAAAUUUGGUGGUCAACAGAGGUAAAUAUUGCUUUUGGUCGGCUAGAGGAAGGGUAUGACAACGCAAUCAAGGACUAUUACAAAAAACAAAUAACACAAUUAAGCCUUUUGAUUACAUUGCUCCUUGGUGAGCUGACCAAAGGUGAUCGUCAGAAAAUUAUGACCAUUUGUACAAUUGAUGUACAUUCUCGCGAUGUGGUGAGUAAGAUGAUUCAGGCGAAAGUAGAUGCUGGGUCAGCAUUUAUGUGGCAAUCACAGCUGCGACAUCGUUAUGAUGAUCAAGAGAAGUCUUGUAUGGCUAAUAUUUGUGAUGCUGAAUUUCAUUAUUGUCAUGAGUAUCUUGGUAAUACACCUCGAUUGGUGAUCACGCCGUUAACAGAUCGUUGUUAUAUAACUUUGACACAAAGUCUUCACUUGGUUAUGGGUGGGGGACCGGCUGGACCAGCUGGUACUGGAAAAACUGAAACUACUAAAGAUUUGGGAAGAGCUCUUGGUAUUAUGGUUUAUGUCUUCAAUUGUUCCGAACAAAUGGAUUAUCAAUCGUGUGGAAAUAUUUACAAAGGUUUAGCUCAAACUGGAGCUUGGGGAUGUUUUGACGAGUUCAAUCGGAUAACAGUCGAGGUGUUGUCAGUGGUAGCGGUUCAAGUGAAGUCGGUUCAAGAUGCCAUUCGUGAUCAAAAAGAAAAGUUCAAUUUUAUGGGCGAGAUAAUAUCGUGUGUUCCGACAGUGGGAAUAUUUAUCACAAUGAAUCCGGGUUAUGCAGGUCGUACUGAGCUGCCGGAAAAUCUUAAGGCACUUUUUCGACCAUGUGCAAUGGUGGUUCCGGAUUUUGAGCUGAUUUGUGAAAUUAUGUUGGUAGCUGAGGGUUUUCAAGAUGCAAGAGUAUUGGCAAGAAAAUUCAUCACACUUUAUACGCUUUGCAAGGAAUUGCUCUCGAAACAAGAUCAUUACGAUUGGGGUCUGAGAGCUAUUAAAUCGGUUUUAGUUGUUGCUGGUUCUCUCAAGAGAGGUGAUCCCGGUCGGCCUGAAGAAGAAGUUCUGAUGCGAGCUCUUCGUGAUUUCAAUAUUCCAAAAGUUAUCACCGAUGACAUGCCGGUAUUUAUGGGACUCAUCGGUGAUCUCUUUCCUGCUCUAGAUGUCCCCCGUAAACGAGAUCAAGAUUUUGAAAAAACAGUCAAACAAGCUGCCUCUGAUUUAUUACUCCAACCCGAAGAUAAUUUUAUUCUAAAAGUCGUUCAACUAGAAGAACUUCUUGAAGUUCGUCAUUCAGUAUUUAUUGUGGGAAAUGCUGGAACGGGAAAAACUGAAGUGUGGAAGACUCUUCUUCGGACAUAUCAAAACAUCCAAAGGAAACCAAUAUUUAACGACCUUAACCCGAAAGCUGUGACAAAUGAUGAGCUUUUUGGGAUUAUAAAUCCAGCAACACGGGAGUGGAAAGAUGGCCUUUUAUCGGUGAUCAUGAGGGAUCAAGCUAAUAUUACCACUGAUCAGCCUAAAUGGAUUAUUUUGGACGGUGAUAUCGAUCCAAUGUGGAUUGAAAGUUUGAACACUGUUAUGGACGAUAAUAAGGUUCUAACAUUGGCUAGUAAUGAACGUAUAGCAUUGACACCGUCAAUGAGACUUUUAUUUGAAAUCUCGAAUUUGAGGACUGCAACACCGGCUACAGUAUCAAGAGCUGGAAUUUUGUAUAUCAAUCCUCAAGAUUUAGGAUGGAAUCCAUACGUAACAAGUUGGGUAGAGACUCGAAAAGUUCCAAUCGAGAAAUCAAAUCUUGUAAUGUUAUUCGACAAGUACAUACCAGCAGCAUUAGAAACCAUACGAACUCGUUUCAAAAAGAUCACCCCAAUCGCUGAGAUGGCACACAUACAGAUGCUAUGUCAUCUGUUAGAUUGCCUAUUGACGCCCUCGAACACACCGGCCGACUGUCCAAAAGAAUGGCACGAACUAUAUUUUGUUUUUGCUUGUAUCUGGGCAUUCGGUUCGGCUAUGUUCCAGGAUCAAGCUAUCGACUAUCGUGUCGAAUUCAGUAAAUGGUGGGUGAAUGAGUUCAAAACGGUCAAGUUUCCUCAAGGUGGCACAGUAUUUGAUUACUUCUUAGAUGCUGAAACAAAACAAUUUCUACCAUGGACCGAAAAAGUACCUAAAUUCGAACUCGAUUCAGAUCUUCCGCUUCAGGCGGUUCUUGUUCAUACAUCCGAGUCGAUUCGGGUGCGAUUCUUUCUUGAAUUGCUAAUGGAGAAAAAACAUCCUGUAAUGUUGGUCGGUACGGCUGGUUGUGGCAAAACAGUGCUACUCAAUGAAAAACUUCAAAAUUUAUCCGAAAACUAUGCCGUGGCUAAUAUUCCAUUCAAUUUUUAUACAACAUCAGAAAUGCUACAAAAAAUACUUGAAAAACCUUUAGAAAAAAAGGCAGGACGAAACUUUGGUCCUCCUGGCAAUAAGACACUAAUCUAUUUCAUUGACGACAUGAAUAUGCCAGAAGUUGAUUGCUAUGGCACUGUUCAACCUCACACAAUUAUUAGACAACAUUUGGACUAUGGCCAUUGGUAUGAUCGUAAUAAGCUUUCGCUGAAAGAUAUUCAUAGCUGUCAGUAUGUGGCUUGUAUGAAUCCGACUUCGGGAAGUUUUACCAUCAAUCCGAGAUUGCAAAGACAUUUUUGUGUAUUCGCUAUGAGUUUUCCAAAUGUGGAUUCGAUUAGUGUGAUAUAUUCAUCGAUAUUGUCACAGCAUUUUAUUAAUGCUGAACAAAAAUUUAGUCCAACUGUAAUGCGUUUGACGCCAAAUAUUGUUGCAGCUACGAUCGCACUGCAUAAUAAAUCAUCGCAGAUAUUUCUACCGACAGCUAUUAAAUCGCAUUAUAUUUUUAAUCUACGUGAUAUAAGCAAUGUGUUUCAGGGUCUUUUGUUUAGCACAUCUGAAUGCCUUACAUGCCCGACAGAUCUAAUAAGACUCUGGCAACAUGAAACACAACGUGUCUACGGUGACAAACUCAUCGAUGACAAGGACAUUGAUAGCUUCUCGAAAAUGCAACACGAUAUUAUUAAGAAAUCCUUUGAAGAACUUGACGAAACUGUUAUAUUCGAGAAACCAAAUAUCUAUUGCCACUUUGCUGGAGGAAUUGGUGAACCUAAGUACAUGCCCAUAACAGCAUGGACUGAGCUUCAUAAACUCCUUCAGGAAGCUAUGUCGUCAUAUAAUGAUUUAGUAGCUGCAAUGAAUUUGGUACUCUUUGAAGAUGCAAUGAUGCAUGUUUGCAGAAUAAACCGAAUUCUGGAAUCACCUAGAGGAAGUGCACUUCUUGUUGGUGUUGGAGGAAGUGGAAAACAAUCUUUAGCAAGAUUGGCUGCUUUUAUAUCUACUCUCGAAGUUACUCAAAUUCAAUUGAAGAAAGGCUAUGGAGUGAAUGAUCUUAGGACUGAAUUUGCUGGACUUUAUCUGAAGGCGGGGCUUAAAAACGUCGGAAUAAUGUUCCUCAUGACCGAUGCACAAAUUCCAAACGAAAACUUCUUAGUUCUCAUUAACGAUAUGUUAGCAACUGGAGAAAUUCCAGAAUUAUUCCCCGAUGACGAAAUAGAAAACAUUAUAGCUGGAGUGCGAAACGAAGUUAAAGGAGCCGGAAUGGUUGAUAAUCGUGAUAAUUGCUGGAAGUUCUUUAUUGAUCGCGUUCGAAAGCAGUUGAAAGUUGUUUUAUGCUUUUCACCAGUUGGAUCGACUUUGCGGGUUAGGGCUCGAAAAUUCCCCGCAAUAAUUAAUUCAACAUUUAUAAAUUGGUUCCAUGAAUGGCCGCAAGAGGCUCUCAUAUCGGUAGCUAUGAAUUUCCUCCAGCAGACCGAAGUUUUACCAGAAAAUCAUAGAGAUUCUGUGGCUAAGUUUAUGGCAUACGUUCACACUUCUGUUAACAGUAUGUCCAAGUUAUACCUACAGAACGAAAGACGUUUCAAUUAUACGACACCUAAAAGCUACCUUGAACAAAUAAGUCUUUAUACAAAGCUUCUCAAUAACAAACACCAGGAUUUGCGGGGUAAAAUUUUGCGCUUGGAAAAUGGUCUCGAUAAGCUACGAAGUACUGCUGAUCAAGUAGCUGAUUUGAAAGUCAAACUUGCUGUUCAAGAAGUUGAACUUAAGGAAAAAAAUGAUGCUGCUGAUGCUCUUAUCCAGAUAGUUGGUGUAGAAACCGAAAAAGUACAAACUGAAAAAGCUGUAGCCGACGAAGAAGAAAUGAAGGUAGCUAUGAUAGCCGAUGAAGUAACGAAAAAACAAAAGGAUUGCGAAGAGGAUUUAUUGAAAGCUGAACCAGCUCUAUUGGCUGCUCAAGAAGCUUUGAAUACUUUGAACAAAGCUAAUUUGACAGAGUUGAAAUCUUUUGGAUCACCACCAGGAGCUGUGACUAAUGUAACAGCUGCUGUUAUGGUUCUUUUAGCUCCGAAUGGUAAAAUUCCAAAAGAUCGAACAUGGAAAGCAGCUAAAAUUGCAAUGGCUAAAGUUGAUGCAUUCCUUGAUGGACUUAUAACAUACGAUAAGGAGAAUAUUCAUCCGGAAAUUAUCAAGGCCAUACAACCGUAUUUGAAGGAUGCUGAAUUUGAGCCAGAGUUUGUAAGAUCUAAGUCGGGUGCUGCUGCAGGAUUAUGCGCUUGGGUUAUUAAUAUAAUCAAGUUUUAUGAAGUUUACUGUGAUGUGGAGCCAAAAAGAAAGGCACUGGCAGCAGCAAAUGCGGAACUUGCAGCGGCGCAAGAAAAACUUGCCGGUAUUAAGAGGAAAGUUACGUCCCUUGAGGAACAAUUGGCCAAACUGACAGCCGAUUUCGAGCAAGCUACAGCCGAUAAGUUACGUUGUCAACAAGAAGCAGAUGCCACCCAAGCAACCAUUCAGCUAGCCAACCGUUUAGUUGGAGGACUUGCAAGUGAAAAUGUACGCUGGGCUGAAGCUGUUAAUAAUUUUGUGAAACAAGGCAUUACUCUACCCGGAGACAUCCUACUUAUAACUGCAUUCAUUUCCUACGUUGGCUGCUUUACCAAACAAUUUCGUAUAGACUUGAUGACAAAAAUGUGGCAACCCUAUUUGAAAAAUAUUGAUCCUCCCAUUCCGACAACAGAAAAUCUUGAUCCUUUGAGUCUCCUUACCGAUGACACAACCAUUGCAAUUUGGACAAAUGAAGGUCUACCAAGUGAUCGAAUGUCAAUGGAGAAUGCAACAAUUCUAUCAAAUUCUGAUCGAUGGCCUUUGAUGAUUGAUCCCCAGUUGCAAGGUGUCAAAUGGAUUAAGCAAAAAUAUGGAGAUUUAUUAAAAGUUAUUCGUAUGGGACAUCGUGGUUAUUUGGAUAUUAUUGAAAAGGCUAUUGUUAAAGGUAGUACAGUCUUGAUUGAAAAUAUAGAUGAACAACUUGAUCCGGUCUUAGAUCCGUUGUUAGGAAGAGCUUUGAUCAAAAAGGGAAAAGCUAUAAAGAUUGGUGACAAAGAAAUGGAAUAUAGCUCCAAUUUCCGGUUAAUAUUGCAUACUAAAUUGGCCAAUCCACAUUACAAGCCUGAAAUGCAAGCUCAAUCUACGUUGAUCAAUUUUACUGUGACUCGAGAUGGCCUUGAAGAUCAAUUGUUAGCCGAAGUUGUCAAAGCCGAGAGACCUGAUUUGGAAGAGCUGAAAGCCGAGUUAACCAAACAACAAAAUGACUUCAAAAUUAUGCUCAAAGAACUUGAAGAUGACCUCCUUUCAAGGCUUUCAUCAGCUGGAGCAAAUAUUUUGGGAGACACUGCUUUAGUUGAAAAUUUAGAAACUACAAAGAGCACAGCUUCGGAAAUUGAAAGAAAGGUGGCUGAAGCUAAAAUAACAUCACAAGAAAUCGACAAGGCCAGAGAGUACUAUAGACCAGCUGCAGCUAGAGCUAGCCUUUUAUACUUUAUUUUAAAUGACCUCAACACUAUAAAUCCUAUUUAUCAAUUUUCAUUAAAAGCCUUCAGUGUCGUUUUUCAAAAGGCUAUUGCUAAAGCUGAGCCAGCUGAUACAGUUGCAGGCAGAGUUACCAAUCUUAUUGAUUGUAUUUCCUAUUCGGUCUUUCAAUACACUUCGCGAGGAUUAUUCGAAUGUGAUAAACUAAUUUUUGCAUCUCAAAUGACUUUCCAGAUCUUGUUGAUGAGCGAAGAAGUUACCUCAACAGAACUGGAUUUCCUUUUGCGAUUUCCCAUUAAACCUCAUGUUACAAGUCCUGUUGAUUUUUUGUCAAAUCAAUCUUGGGGAGGUAUUUGUAGUCUUGCUUCAAAGGACGAAUUCCGUAACUUAGAUCGUGAUAUAGAAACAUCAUCAAAACGAUGGAAGAAACUAGUUGAGUCUGAAAUUCCAGAGAAAGAAAAGUUCCCCCAAGAAUGGAAGAAUAAAACAGCUCUUCAAAGACUUUGCAUGAUAAGAGCUUUGAGGCCAGAUCGAAUGACAUAUGCUUUGGCCGAUUUCAUUGAAGAAAAGCUUGGUUCAAAAUACGUCGAAAAUCGAACAGUAGAAUUCUCAAAAUCAUAUGAAGAAGCAAGUCCAUCAACACCGAUCUUCUUUAUUUUAUCGCCUGGUGUUAAUCCUUUAAAAGAUGUUGAAGCUCUAGGAAAGCAAUUAGGCUUUACAAUGGACGAUGGUAAUUUUCAUAAUGUAUCACUUGGUCAAGGUCAGGAGGUUAUAGCUGAAGCUGCAAUGGAUGAAGCAGCUAAAAAUGGACAUUGGGUAGUUUUGCAAAAUAUUCAUUUAGUUCGAAAAUGGCUGCCAGCGCUAGAAAAAAAAUUGGAACACUAUGCUGAGGGAUCACAUCCAAAUUAUAGAGUUUUUCUGAGUGCUGAGCCUGCAAGUUCGGCUGCUGCACAUAUUAUACCACAGGGUAUUCUUGAAUCCUCAAUUAAAAUAACAAACGAACCUCCAACUGGAAUGAUGGCAAAUCUACACAAAGCAUUGGAUAACUUUACUCAAGAAACACUCGAAAUGUCCUCCAAAGAAGCUGAAUUCAAAGCAAUCCUAUUCUCGCUUUGUUAUUUCCAUGCAGUUGUAGCUGAACGUCGUAAAUUCGGACCACAAGGCUGGAACAAAAUCUAUCCAUUUAACGUUGGUGAUUUGAACAUAAGUGUUUCCGUUCUCUAUAACUAUCUUGAAGGAAAUGCAAAAGUUCCAUGGGAAGAUCUACGAUAUCUAUUUGGAGAAAUUAUGUAUGGCGGUCAUAUUACCGAUGAUUGGGAUCGUCGUCUUUGUAUAAAUUAUCUUGAAGAAUACAUGCAACCCGAUUUAGUUGAUGGUGAAUUAUUUUUGGCACCAGCUUUUCCAGCUCCACCAAAUACUGAUUAUGCUGGAUAUCAUGGGUAUAUUGAUGAAAAUAUGCCAGCUGAAUCGCCAUAUCUCUAUGGUUUGCAUCCAAAUGCUGAAAUUGGGUUUCUAACAAUGCGAGCUGAGACUGUAUUUCGAACUGUAUUCGAAAUGCAACCGCGUGAUGCAGGAUCAAGCGGUGGUGCGACUGUGACUCGUGAGGAUAAAGUCAAACAGAUUGUUGAUGAGAUUUUGGAGAAACUUCCCGAAGAAUUUAAUAUGAUGGAAAUAAUGAAUAAAGUUGAAGAAAGGACACCUUAUGUUAUUGUAGCUUUUCAGGAGUGCGAACGAAUGAAUUAUCUAACAAGCGAAAUGAAACGAAGUCUUAAGGAACUUGAUUUGGGGUUAAAGGGUGAACUGACAAUAACAUCGGAUAUGGAAGAAUUAGAGAAUGCCUUGUUCUUAGAUCAGGUUCCAUCGGUCUGGACAUUACGUGCUUAUCCUUCUUUGCUCGGUUUGACUUCGUGGUUUGUGGAUUUGUUACUAAGAUUGAGAGAAUUGGAAACAUGGUCAACUGAUUUUGUGCUCCCUUCCUGUGUUUGGUUAGCUGGUUUCUUUAAUCCUCAAUCUUUGCUUACGGCUAUUAUGCAAAGUACAGCAAGACGGAAUGAAUUACCGCUGGAUAAAAUGUGUCUUCAGUGUGAUGUCACGAAGAAACAGAAGGAAGAUUUCACAACGGCACCUCGAGAAGGCGCCUACGUUCAUGGAUUAUUUAUGGAAGGCGCCAGAUGGGAUAUUCAAUCAGGCAUCAUUAUGGAAUCACGACUCAAGGAGCUCUAUCCACCGUUGCCUGUAAUAAAUAUUCGGGCCAUAACACAAGAUAAACAGGAUUUGCGAAAUAUGUAUGAGUGUCCGUUAUAUAAAACACGAACAAGAGGACCAACUUAUGUUUGGACAUUUAAUUUGAAGACCAAAGACAAACCAGGCAAAUGGACUUUAGCUGGUGUUGGAUUACUUUUGCAAACUUAAAGCACCUUUGUUAUAUACUUUACUACAUAUUUCGAAUUUAAACCUUAAGCACACAUAGAUUUUGAUUGUGUCAGUCAUGAAGUCAUGUAACAAGCAU